CUUUACAAGUUUUGCUGGCGGAAGUAGGCCAACCACACUCAUUUGUAAAAACCUAACUACUCAACCUUCACCUUCUCUUUUCGCGUUUAAACAGCGUACUAAUGGAUAUCAAUUAUUUAUGAUGAGUAUCUAACGUACAGGAAGGUGUCUCGUGGAUAGCCGGAUUUGUGAUAAAGUGUAUAUGAUCUAAGAGCAGGUCAGAUAAUAAUGCUCCACAAUCAAAAGGACAUCCUAAGGAGGAAUCAUGUUGCUCUGGUAGAUGAGGUGGAUCCCAACGAUGUGUUCGAUCAAUUGCAACAAGAUGGAGUAUUAACUGAGAGCGACCACGAACUUAUCAACACCGGAACAACCCGGAGGGAACGAUGUCAAAAGUUACUUGGAAUUCUUCCAACUCGUGGCCCGAUUGCAUACAGUUCCUUUAAGAAUGCUUUAAAACAAAGCUAUUCACACCUUGACAUAUUGUUACUUGACGGAACAGGAAGUACUAGGAAUACAUAUGAAUGUGUUGAUAGCUGUACCAACAUCAGCAGUAGCUCAACAACGAAGGAAAUUCAUUAUAGGAUAUGUUUGAAAUGUCAGCCUUGUAUUCCUUCUUACAUUGCUGACCCCAGUUUAAGGCGAGCAAUACAUCAAAAUUGUUGCUUGAUAUUUGAAAAUGUAGAAGCAAAUGAUUUAUUAGAUUUGCUCUACCAAGAGUCUAUAUUAGAAGGAAACGACUGUGAAUGCAUAAAAUCUGAAAAAACCCGAAGGAACAGAUGCAUUACCUUAAUAAGGGAACUAUCAAAGUGCCUUGACAAUAACGUUUUCGUUCUUUUUAUAGAGUCACUGCGGAGAAAGUACGGUUACAUAGCCAACAAGCUAGUGGAAACAAAUCAAGAGGAUUCGGAAAGACGUGAUCAUUCUGGAGAAUCCGUCUCCAUCAAUGAAGGAUGUUCGUAUCCCAUUCUCCGUGAAGUGAUACGUAGGGGUCUUCGAGUCAAUAAAGCAGUGCAAUCUACGUCAACACUUCCCAUCCCUAAAGUCGAUACUUACUUCUUGACAAACGUAAUCGAAAAAGGUUGUUAUAAUAUUGACAAAUUGGGGUCUAUGGCAACAUCCCACUUCGAUGAUUCAAAUACUGUUGAUGAUCGAUGUUGUCAGGCAACAAAUUCUCAUACAAACUAUUACGUUCCAUCGAAAGACAGGGAUUUGGGCCAAAUGCUUUCGGAUACCUCCAAAGAGGACAAUAUAUGUCGAACGCAAGUCACAAGGAAUAAACACAAAAGACCAGAAACUGGAAUUCCUCCACCUAAACUUACGGAAUACAAACCGUUUCAUACAACGAAUUGUCGGAGUUUAACACAGUUGUACGAUUCACAUAGUAAAGGUCAAGAUAUUGUCUUCAACUCUCUGAGUACAUUAAUCAACCAAGGACAAUAUGAACAAUUCGAGUCGUGCGCUGUGAAUAUCCGCCAAAGGCAAGGAAAAGCUUCAGAUGUAAUGUGUAUUCUUGACUAUCUGUUCGCCAGCAGAUUCUUACAUGCAGCGGAUGUGAAGACUGCAAAUAGAUAUAUAAAAUCUGGACUUCAACUAGCACAAAAAACAAAUAAUCCAAAAUAUUUUACUUUAGAACUGUUAACCUCUCAAACGCGGAUGUUUAGCAUCAAGAAAAAGUAUGAAAAGUUACAAAGGACAUUAGAUGACGCCAAAAUGAUAAUCGAGGCAGACCCUACCUGUUGUACAGGGCGAGCCGCCGGUUGGUUGUAUAUGAAUGAUGUCAAACAUAUCAUGGUUCAAAUAUCAAUGCUAAACGCGAACAGAUCAAACUAUCCGUCAGUUUACGAACAUCUCCACAAGCAAGCAAAGGAAAGCUGUCAGAAAUCAUUGGAUCAUUUUAAAAGGGAAAAGGGAAACGAUGGGCCAUUUGGAUUCGGAUUUGCUUUGUGUCGACUGAUCAUAUUGUUACUUCGGUGUGGGGACAGGGGUCUAUAUAAAAUUAGCGUGCCUCCUAGUUGUGAGGAAAUUGAACUUACUGGAAGGUACCUGCACCAACUUGAAGACUCGGAUAUUCCUAUUACCACAUUUUUAAAAGUUCCUUUCCUUCUAGCAAAGAGUGAUUAUCAAUAUCGUCGUAAUAACUUGCUCAGAGCUUUAGAAUACGCUGAAGAGGCAUUCGUUCUCAUAACAAACAAAAACAUUUUAGAGUUUAGGGAACAGGCUCAAAAUCGAGUGCGUUUACUCCGUACAAAGAUUGAUGCCGAAAUGCAGUACAGGGAAUAGUCUGUAAGGAAGCCUUAGUAUAUGGAAGGGAUGAACAACCAUAGAAAAGAGUUUUGUAAGGACAUCGUCCAUUUGAUGAUUCAAUAUUUCCAUUAUUCUUUGAUCAGUUCUUAAAUAACAGCAAGGACUUUUACAGCUGGUUAUUUCCGGUCUUUCCGUUUGCAGUUCUUGAAUGGUUUCUGAUUGAGGUUCUCUGCCGGACAUCCUCGAUAAUCCAGGGCUUACGCUCACUUUCGCUCUCUGCACCCCUGGACUAUGACAUAGCAUAAUGGAAGGCUCAGUGUGCACCACCUUGUGGAUGAACAAAACGACUAUUUAGAUGUACAUUAAAAGAAUAUGUCGGUCGCGUAACGGUAGCUUUGAAGCCAAGAAUUUCUCCUCUAUAAUCGUCAAAAGACAGUUGUCAGCCUAGUGAUUGGUCAGGUUUUUGUUUUUAACUGAGACCAAUCAAAUAGCUAGACGCGUGCCUUCAGUUUUGCUAUGUCAUAUUUCAUGGAGUAUCGAGGAUGGCCGCCGGACGGGAAGGAUCUUGAUCCUGAAAAAAUGUCUAAUUGGUAAAACAGUUUAUUUGAACUGUAUUUAGAACCAAAUAGGACUACAAAGGUUUUGGUAAAUAUAAAAAUUGAAAUAUAUCUCUUUUACUAUUAAUGAUGCUAUGAAACACAGUUCCAUUCAAACGUAUUCUCCACGCGCAACAUGGAAUAUGUUUGAAUGGAAUUGUUUUUCAUACCAUCAUAAAUGUAAAAAAAGGUUCAAUACAUAGGCCUUAUACGUGUCCUUUCUAAGUGUCAUAUAUGUUUCUGUAUGUAUUUUAGGAUAGCACUCGCUAUGAACAUAUUGAUUCAUGAUAUUUAUUCCGUCCAUACCAUGAUCCUAUAAUAACACUGAUUACCUGUGAUUUACCGUUCAUAGUAGAAUGCAUGUGGACCUCCAGUGCAUGUUUUUGCACAUGCUCAAAGACAAAAUAGAUUGAUAAACGUAGUGAUACCGUAUUUUUUUGCAUAUUUCCCGCAGGCUAUACGGUUCUAAACAUUGAAAAAUGUGACGAUCAAAAAACUGUAAACAAUGCGGGUUAUGUGAUAUCUUUCAAAUCCAAAAUAUUACCCGUCUUAAAAUUAUAAGCAAUGAACAACAAGAUUAUAGAAGUUCUUAAAUUGUAUCAUCAACGUAAGCAUGACAAUUCAUUCACAUUAUCGACACUGUUUUACAUCGUCCGUGGUAGUACUAAAAGUCGCCAUGACUGUUUACAUUAAAAUAGUGAAUGACGCUAUUGGUAUACCAAGGAUAUAUUUAGUAAAACGAGUUAUAAAUAUACCUAAAUCGAAAGCAUCGAUCACUAAUUUUGUUACAUAACUACAGUGAAGGGGAGAUGAGAGUUGCAUACAUGUAUAUGAAAUUGAAAGUGAACUUGAUAUCCAAUACGUAUGAUAUAUUUAUGUAGUAGGUAACCCGCGGGCAAUCUGCGGGGGCGGGCAAUCAGCAGACUCUCUUUCCUAAACAUGAUUUUUUUUCAGGUGUGCGCGGAACAAAAAUGAGCGGGUAAUACGCAAGAAACUGCGGUACUAUUAUGUUAACAAGAGAAAGAUGCAAAGGAUCUUUUGGCAAUUAUCAAAGACAGUCUUUCAUAAAAAUAAAACACUUUUGAAAUGCU
Mizuhopecten yessoensis (Yesso scallop) is the source of this 3910-nucleotide messenger RNA. RefSeq lists its product as uncharacterized. Gene Ontology annotation, biological process: regulation of apoptotic process. Bases 208 to 2259 code for a protein of 683 amino acids. The transcript is spliced from 2 exons. NCBI's taxonomy places the organism in Eukaryota, Metazoa, Mollusca, Bivalvia, Pectinida, Pectinidae. The record is from RefSeq and is a predicted model, not a curated record. Gene Ontology annotation, molecular function: protease binding; death domain binding.